Molecule: messenger RNA, 4041 nt
Organism: Botrytis deweyae
Lineage: Eukaryota; Fungi; Ascomycota; Leotiomycetes; Helotiales; Sclerotiniaceae
Exons: 8
Coding region: 1-4041 (1346 amino acids)
Cellular component (GO): nucleus
Molecular function (GO): chromatin binding; methyltransferase activity
Source: RefSeq, a predicted model, not a curated record
AUGGCAUCUCUGCCACGAUUUGAGUUCCGCAGAAGAUUCGCACAACUAUUUGAAAUCGAUCCUAGCUUGACAAACAAUGAAGCAUACACGAUCCUGGAAGCGAAUUCUUUUGACGUGCCCAAGACCUGUCUCGAAAUAGCUAAAAAGACGCAAGGAUCGAUUCAAGAGAGAGAGUUUUGGAUCCCGAAGAGGACCUUGGAACAAUUGGAAGUCAGUGAAAGACCGGAGAAGAAGGUCAAAUCAAGUCAGACACCAGAACAGAGUCGGCCGAACAUUAUUGACAAUGACAAACUGCCAGAUGAAGAGGUUGAAGAUUCGAGGAUCCCACAAGUGAAGCCAAGAGAGAUCAUUGAGAUUGAUGAUAGUGACGAUGAAAUAAAGCAAGAAAUCAUUGUUGACGAUGAGCGAGAUAUUGUUCAAAAUGACACAGAGGCUUGUGCCAAAGAAGUGGAUCAUGCUGUCACUGGCGCGAAAAGAGAAUUCUCGGAUAUCGAGAUAUCUGGUGAAUCGGAUGUCGACAAGGGAAGCUCUGAAGAUGAAUCUGACUCAGAGAUUGACUAUGGUAGCCAGCAAUCAAGGUCUGGCUUCGAUUCUCACAUGAGGUCUCUAGAAAAACUUAAGUCAGCCGAAUCAAUCAGGUCAAUCAAGCCAAUUAAGUCGAAAACGCUUGCAACUCGAUUCGUUGCAAAGGUAGCUGGCAACCUCUUCAAUAGAGAACUCAUGACUAUCAAAUUAAACAAGGAUCAAACGCUAGCGAGAUCGGGCUCCAAGGAAUAUCAUGAAGAGAUUUUAUCAGCUCACAGUUCCGCGGAGCAAUUUCUUCGUGAAAGCAGGGAAAAUUUGAUCGAGUGUCAAGCUAAGUGUCGAGCUGGAGACAGCAUUCUGGUUCAGGAUGCUGAAAUUGAGUCCAAAGUUCAUUGUGCGCUCAUUGUAUAUUUAUAUAAAGAAAAUGAGGAACCAAUGGCCCACAUACGGUAUUUUGAAAGGGGCUGUGAUACCAUAAUUGGAGAAAUGGCCAGUCCAAGGGUGCUUUUCGUGUCUUCCAGAUGUGCGAAUAUCUCGAAGGCCGAGAUAAGAGCCAAAAUCAGAGUCGACUUCCGUGGAAAGCCCAAUGACAUCAAUGACCCAGCAAUCGAUCUGGUCGAAGAAGAGUAUCACAGAAGCCCAGACAGAUACUUUUAUCGACUGCACUGCGAUGAUUCGCUCCAAAGAUUUUCUGAAGCCAAGGCAAUAGCGACACAAGGGGAAGGAUCUCUUUUCGAGGAAUGCGAGUGCUGCGCCCUCAAAAGAAUCAAAUAUGAGGAGAAUCAUCAACUGCUAAGGGUAUUGAACUUGAACAAGAAACAAAAAUCUGCUACUGGGUUCAUUUACAAGGGUACGAAAUAUCAACUCAAAGACUUCGUUUAUUUUAUUUCAAAACCUACUUCAAAUUCAAAGGGAUUGCACCCUUACAAUAUUGGUCAAAUACAGAACAUUCGGGUCACCUGCUUGAAAGGUCAGCCCAGUGUCAAGUUAACCGUGGAUAAUUACGAACGUUACGACGACCACUUUCGGCUUAAGAGAUCGGAGGAAAUCGAAAUGAACAUCCCGUUUGCAACCCAUGACAAUAGAAGAGUAUUCCGGUGGAACUCUAAAUUGUUAAAUCCAAAGGAUCUUGACGGCCACUGCUUUGUGAGGCACAUAGAGCAAAUCGAAGAUCUAGACAUUUAUAAGGACCUCGAUGACACAUUCUGGGUUCAGGAAUAUAUUCCUCACGACUUGGAAAAAGAUUCAAUUACAGUCGAAGACUUAGAGCUUAUGCCUAAAGAACAUUUGACGUUUUCAAAAGGAAAUGAACAGAGGCUCGAGAGAAAAAGAAAGCAAGAAAUGACUAAGAUGGAUGGUCCAAAGUUGAAUACUCUGGAUAUCUACAGCGGCGCAGGUGGACUUAGUAAAGGCUUGCACGAAAGCGGAGUAGUGGGGACUAGCUAUGCCAUUGAGUCUGAUACCGCGGCAUGUAGAACUUUUGCGAAAAACUCCCCAGGCGCAAACGUAUACAAUUGCGAUGCAGGCGAGUUUUUAGAAAAAGCGAUGCAGAUUGACGCGGGACUCGUUGAAGAUAUCUCGCGUGAGAUAAAUGGAACUGAGAUGCCUUCAAGAGGCGAUAUCGAUAUGAUUAUAGGAGGGCCACCUUGCCAAGGAUGGAGUAGAGCAAACCGUCAGAAUAACCCUAAAAAGCUACUGAAGAACCCUAUCUGUCCUAUGAGAGAGUCAAUUGCCACAUUCCUCUCUUACGUGGAGUUUUACAGACCCAAAUAUUGCUUAUUGGAAAAUGUCACUGGCCUAAAAUACCACCCGCUCAACGGUAGUGAUAUUCCGAAUUAUCCCUCUGACGAGAGCCCUUUGACAGGCGGUGCAACAAAAUUUAUCUUCCGACUUUUUACAUCCUUAGGAUAUCAAUGUCAAUACUCAACUCUGCAAGCAGGUACCUAUGGUGUACCUUCGUCUAGAAAUCGUGUAAUAUUCUGGGCCUCUCAACCAGGGUACAAGCUCCCGAAGUUUCCUGAGCCGACACAUGUUUUUAAUCGUAUUCCCAAAGAUGCCCCUUAUAUCAGGAGAUCAGCCCCGCAUCGACCACUUACUAUACAGCAUUGUAUAUUAGACUUACCUCUAUGGGAGUUUGAAAAUCCUCACAAAGAAAUCCAGCAAACGCCAGAGCAAAAGUCUAGCCAAAUAAACCGUGGUAAGACUAUUGCUCAAUACUCGAUCUUGAAUAAUCAAAAACUUGUCGGUUCAGAAAAGCAAGACUAUGCCUCCCCAUAUUUAUGUGAGUUUCAGAGGCAAGCGCGCAAAUCUGUUCCCGACCAGCUUCUGCAUAAUCAUGUAACGGGCAGGAUCUCGGUGAAACAGGCCGAGCGAGUGUGCAGCAUUCCACUCGAAGCUGGUGCCGAUUACAGGAGAAUGAAUGAGGCAUUGUUGCCCAACAAGCUGAGGAAAGAAUCAGAGAGAUGUCGGAGAAAUGUUGAUUACCGGAAUCGAAAGUUGGAGGGAAGAUUUGGAAGACCGUCUCUUGAUGAGAUCUUCAAGAUAAUGACUACGGCGAUGGAUCAAUAUUCGACGAACAGUUGGAUGCUCAAUCCGAAGUUACAUAGGCCAUACACACUAAGGGAAUUAGCUAGAGCUAUGGGCUUCCCAGAUAGCUUCAUAUGGGAUUUAGAAACCACAAAAGUGUCCGAUGCUCUCAAACAAAUCGGUAAUGCUGUGCCACCUCCAUUUGCACGAGCACUCGGAAACGAACUGCGGAAAGUUUUACAAGGAUGGAAUACCAGCAGAGAAAGCGAAGAUGACGAAGAUAUCGUGGAUCAAGAAUAUAAUGCAAUUGAUGACCAAGUCGACCAAUAUUUGGACAUGGUUGAGGAGAUAAUGGCUCGGAGUGAAACGGAUUCUGAUGAAGAGAUCGACGAUCUUGUAAUCGAACAACUCAAAAAAGAAUUCAACCGAAGCACGGACGAUCUAACAGACGCUGGAAGCGAAGACGAGAACGAGAAAAAUUCAGACAUAGACAAGGAAGUGUCAGACGAUAGUGACAUAGAUAUUGACGCAGAUAUGAAAGACCAAGAAGAUCAAAAGGAUCUUGAAUCCGAGGACGAGGACGAGGAUGAGGAGAAUUGGAACACAGAUGAGGAAAUUUCAAGUAAGGGUGAUGAUGAUCCUGACUCCAAGAACGAGGACGCGCAGAAUCUGGAUACAGAUGAAGAAAUUUCAAACGAGAGUGAAGUGGAAGUUGACGAAGACUCGGAAGAUCAGGAAGAUCAAGAAAUUCUUGGAUUCGAUGACGAUAGCCAACAGAAUUUAGAUACAGAUGAGGAGGUGUCAGGAAGUGACGUGGAUGUUGAUCGAGAUAUGAAAGACCAAGAUGUAGCAUCCGCGGACGAUGAAGAUAUGAUUGAGGAUAUGGACUCGGAAGAAGAAUCUUUGGUCAACACUAAAAUGCAGAGGGAGGAAAGAAUCCACACUGGAGGAAGCAGGGAUGACGCAAUUGUGAUUGAUGAUUCAGAAUGA